UCAAAUUUGUCGUAUUUUAUAUAAAUUCCAAUUCAAAAUUUACCAAAUGCUAUUAUAUUAUUUACGAAGUAACUUUGUAUAACACCAUUAAUAGUGUAGAAAAAAUGUCAAAAUUACUAAGUGUGUUAGUUAUUGCCGUAGCGUUAUGUUUUUCGUGUUUAAAUGCCGCUGAUGAUCGCCCGGAAGGCACACCAGAAUGUCUAGCAAAGUCAGGGGCCCUCGAAGCCGAUGUUUUUGCAAGACCUCGUAAAUACUCUCAAGAAAUUCACUGCUUCUGGAAAUGUAUGUUAGAAAGAAGUAAUAUGUUGGAUGCAGCUGGUGUUGUAAACGUCGACUUGUUUGAAAAAGCUUUCCCAAAAGCUGCUGUUAAUAUGCAACCUCAGCAGAUAACUGAUAUAAAGAAAUGUUUGGCAACUAUCGGAAAAAUUGUCAUCUGUGACGAUAUGAGCAAAGUUAGGGAGUGUUUUGUUAAGGUUUUAAAAUCUUGAGUUACUUUAAUAGUUUUUUUUUGUUAUCAAUAGGUUUGAUUAAAUAUUUAACUGCUGGCA
Messenger RNA from Diabrotica virgifera virgifera (western corn rootworm), 548 nucleotides. RefSeq lists its product as uncharacterized. The transcript is spliced from 2 exons. The coding region runs from base 105 to 488 and encodes 127 amino acids. Gene Ontology annotation, molecular function: odorant binding. The record is from RefSeq and is a predicted model, not a curated record. NCBI's taxonomy places the organism in Eukaryota, Metazoa, Arthropoda, Insecta, Coleoptera, Chrysomelidae.